Molecule: messenger RNA, 2574 nt
Organism: Botrytis fragariae
Lineage: Eukaryota; Fungi; Ascomycota; Leotiomycetes; Helotiales; Sclerotiniaceae
Product: putative psp1 domain-containing protein
Exons: 4
Coding region: 1-2574 (857 amino acids)
Cellular component (GO): cytoplasm
Source: RefSeq, a predicted model, not a curated record
AUGAGUUCAAGCAAUAAUAAAAUCGGAGCCGGUAGCAAGGCCAACCAAUCUAAUCCUUCAUCUAUGACAUCAAGUAAUCCUUCCCUCCUCCUUGGCAAAUUCAAUGAGCGCCGCUCAACACCGGAUUCGGAGGCUUUGGCAAGCUCCGAUGAUGAACCUGAUAGACAGGACAUUCAACAGCCAGUCAAUCCACCUCAAAAGCCACCUGCACGACGUGCCUCGUGGUUAAACGAUACACCUCAAGCUGGAACUCAGCCACGAAAGGGCUCGUUCGCAAGUAGCAGCAUGUCUCCAACAGCCUCACAUCCUAGUACACCCUCGACUGAGUCCAACGUCUGGGGUUCUCAUGCUCAAGCGGCAGCAGGUCGAGGACAUACAAAGCCACCCUCUAGAUUGACUGAAGUAUUACCAUCUCCAACUUCUAUGCAUCCACCAGGCUCAGCUGGCAAUGGAUACUUUCCUAAUGAAAUGAUGAGUCAACGAGACCCCUCAGCGAAUCAACCAAUCCCAUUCGCAAUCCCUCUCCAUCCCACUCCUAAGACAUACCGAUCCCAAUCGUACUCCGUCGGUCAGCUCGACCCAGAUACAAGUGCUGGCCCACCGCCAGCAGCUGUUCCGGCGGCUUCCAGUCGGGGACAUAGAAUUGGACAUUCCGGAUUGCAACAUCGUCCAUCCCGGCCAAGUAUGUUGAGCGAAAUGACCGAGGGUGGUCUUGGAAAAGUCAAAGAAGUCGAGGAUGAUGAUGAUGAGAGUAUUAACAGUUCUUCCCAUGGUGUUCAAAUUCAAUCUCAAGAAGCCAAGACUAUAGAAUUAUUAGCUAAAGAAAAUGCAAUGUUACGACAACAGCAACAAUAUCAGAAUCUGCGCCUCCGACCACGAUCUUCAACCUCCAAUCCUUUUGGCCUUGGUAAUGGUUAUGGCUUGCAGGAAGAACCUCUACCUGAAGAGUCAGAUUAUGCAAUUGACGAACUUGAUGAGCUCAACGAUUUACAAGACCCAUCCAAAGCGAUGUUAGGGCGAAGAAUGAGCGAGUAUGGUAUUGCUGGCGCUCAGAGAGCCUCACCAUACACUCUCGAAAACAGAAAGCUGGAGAAUGUGAAGAAAGCUUAUUGGCAAAGCUCACUUGGCUUCGGCGGACUGUCCGAUAUUCCGCAAAGCAGGCGCCACUCUUUCGCUGAUAUACCUGCUCGACAAGGUUCUGUUAGUUCGACGGUUGGUGAGUCGAUGUCACAACUCGAUGCAUCUAUCCACGAGAGCCUGUCGUCAAAUGCGGGUCGGUAUAAUGAAAACAAUGGCUACUCCACUACUGACCAUGCAGCUUCAUACUUCGGAAAUCUUGCUCAGCCAGCUCCUUCUCCAUUCAAUCCUUCUGUAUACCCUUACGGAAAUGUCAAUCAAUACUCUACUGGCCGCCCUGCAUCACCUCAUCGAAGCAUGUAUGGCGUUCCACAGCCUCGACACAAUCAACUGCUAUAUAUUGUGUUGUUCAAAUGUUCGCGCGCAGAUGUGUUCUAUGUUCAAGAGGGCACUGGUCUCUCUGUCAAGCCUGGAGAUCUUGUGAUUGUUGAGGCUGAUCGAGGAACCGAUCUAGGCACCGUUGCCAAAGAUAACGUGGACUGGGCUACUGCCAAGGAACUCAAAGAGCAUUAUGCCGAAGAGCACUACAAGUGGCUCAUGAUGUACUCCCAGGGUGCUGUAGGUAAUACUGAUGGAACUGGUGCUGGUUUAAUGGCUGCUGCGAAUGGUAUGCAAGGAAGUGCUGUAGGCGGUAUGGGUCCACCAAGUCAGCACGGCAUGCAGGAACCUAAUCCAGGAGAGAUCAAACCCAAGAUCAUCAAGCGCCUUGCUCAAAAUCAUGAAAUUCAAGCUUUGCGUGAUAAGGAAGGAAAUGAAGCAAAGGCUAAGCGUGUUUGUACGCAGAAGGUGAAAGAGCAUGGUCUACACAUGGAGAUUCUAGAUGCCGAAUUUCAGAUGGAUUGGAAGAAGCUUACGUUUUAUUACUUCGCUGAUGCCUAUAUUAACUUCAAUUCGCUCGUUACGGACUUGUUCAAAGUAUACAAGACGAGAAUUUGGAUGUCUGCGAUUAAUCCUGCUUCUUUCGCAAGUCCCGCACUUGGCUUGCAAGCACCAAGCGGUAUCGGACCUGGUGCUGUAGGUGUAAACAGAACUACACAAAGUGAGCGUCGACCACAACAGGCCGAGCAGCCACAAACAUACAACACAACGCAAGCAGGCCGAGGUUAUCAAGGUGUCUUUGCACAAUCAUUUCAGCCAGCUAUGGACAGAAGUUCUGCAGCUGCUCCUGGUUUUCAGCCUCAGGGAUAUACUUAUGGAUAUUCUCCAUUUGGUUCUACCAGAAAUGUCGGUGCUACGAGCGCUUAUGGUACUUCAAUGAUUGACCCAUAUUCUGGAUUCGCAAAUACAGCAGACUAUCAAGCACCCGGACGAUUCCCCUCUCCCCAUGGCACUACCCCAACUCAUGAUGGUAGCGAAUACGGUCGACAAACUGGACUCGUUGGUCAAUCUGAUGGUUGGAUCGGAGCUUUCCAGGGCUUGUCUAUGGGAACUCGUUAA